Molecule: messenger RNA, 3177 nt
Organism: Epithele typhae
Lineage: Eukaryota; Fungi; Basidiomycota; Agaricomycetes; Polyporales; Epitheliaceae
Product: acetyl-CoA synthetase-like protein
Exons: 19
Coding region: 1-3177 (1058 amino acids)
Molecular function (GO): phosphopantetheine binding
Source: RefSeq, a predicted model, not a curated record
AUGGUUGCGGACCCAGGCGCGUUCAAGUCCCCGCGCGCUUUGAUCGAGACGUGGACGACGACGAUCCCGGGGCUUUUCGAGUGGAACGCCAGGGAGAACGCCCAGUACCCGCUCUUCGCCUUCCACGACGGCGCGGCGGUCAAGACGCUGAGCUACGCCGAGGCUAUCGUAGGCAUCCGACACGCCGCGCGUCUCGUGCGACGCUUCGCCGGCGGCGACGCGAGCGUGCCCGUCGCGGUGCUCGCGAACACAGACUCGAUUACCUUCUCCCUCACCUCCGUCGGGGUCAUGCGCACGGGACACGUACUCUUCCCGAUCUCCGUUCGCAAUUCCGCCGUGGCCGUCGCGGACCUCAUGCGCCGCACUGAAUGCAGGCACAUGCUGGUGUCGAACGACCAAUACAUGCGCCAGGUCGCGGAGGAGGUCGUGAACGAAGUGCCAGAGGUGACGCUACACCCAAUGCCGCUGUUUGAAGAGCUUUUUACGCCCCCGGCGGGCGAGGUCGCCGAAGACGACCUCCCCAAGACCUAUGACGUCAACGCUGUUGCCAUGAUACUGCACUCUUCUGGUUCGACCGGCCACCCGAAGCCUAUCUACUGGACGCACAAACGGAUGGUCAGCCGGAGCACCACCUCAUGGUAUGGGGAGGUAGACCUCAGCGGAAUGAUAUUCGCCUGCCAUGGAAUCCCUAUGUUUCACGCUCAAGGUGUCUCAUUUUACUCCAUGGCCGCUGCUACCGGCCUCAUCCUCGCCGUAUUUCCUCCUGCGCAGCCACCGACCAUCCCCAACCCUGGGAAUGUGAUCCAGGGCGCGAUAGAAUCAUCGGCUGACUACGUGGUCACCGUACCGCCAUACGUUGAGGAAUGGUCGCAAGACCCACAAAAAGUGGCUCACAUGGCCAGUAUGCGGGGUAUUAUCUACGGUGGUGCCGAGCUCAGCCGAGAAAUCGGAGACGCUCUGGCGUCGCAAGGCAUCUCGUUGAUCAUGGCAUAUGGAUGUACAGAAGUUGGUGCUGUAGCGAACAUUAUCCCAGCUGACCCCGGCAUGAAUUGGUCGUGGUUCUCAAUCACUCCGUGGAUACAGACCGUUCUAAGAGAUGCAGGCGAUGGGAAGUUCGAAAUCAUCGUUUUGACAUCUCAGUCACCUAAAGAAUGUCCUCUGGCUGCUACGAACACACGUCUGGAAGAUGGUACUGCGGCCUUUUCAACAAACGAUCUCGUAAUCCGGCAUCCGACAAACCCGGGACUCUGGAGGAUGUACGGAAGGCAGGACGACCAGAUCACUCUUUCCAAUGGAGAGAAGACGAAUCCUAUACCUAUUGAGCGCAUCAUCCGCGAGGAUCCUCGUGUGCAAGAUUGCCUCGUCUUUGGACAAAACCGGUUUCAAAACGGGGUGUUACUUUUUCCCACUUCGUCUUGCGAUCCCCGUGAUGAGGACGUCGUGCGACAUCUCGUCGACCAGAUAUGGCCUUCUAUUCAACGGGCCAACACAUUUGCGCCACAACACUCUCGCAUCUUCAGAGAGUUGGUCUUAGUGGCAGAUCCUGCCAAGCCCUGUGACUACAACGCCAAAGGCAAUAUUCGUCGAAACCUCGUCCUGCAGCGGUACUCUCAAGAGAUCGAUGAUAUAUACUCUCAACUAGAGAAGAGGUCACAGAACGACCUGUGCCCACCGCCCAAGUGGACCCAGGACCACACGACCAAGUUCGUGCGCACGGUGGUACAGCGAGUGCUCGGACGCGCGAUUCCCGACGACACCGACGUGUUCCGUGCUGGCUGCGACAGUCUGCAGGCGAAGUGGAUCCGCAACACCCUCUCUCGUGCGCUCACGGAGCACUCUAUGGACGCCGCGAAGCGCCUGCCGCCGGACGUCGUCUUCAAGGCACCUUCGGUCUCGGCGCUGUCCAACGCUCUUCUCGCGACUGUCCACGACUCUCUGGAUUCCGUCACGGCCGCUACGACCGCACAGGAUCUCGAGGCGAUGGCAUGCCGGUACACUGCGACACCCCUCGUUCGGCCGUCUAGCCUUCGUCCUCGCGGGCAUGGGAAAGAUGUCAUCCUCAUCACCGGAACCACCGGAGGGUUUGGCUGCGAUGUGCUCGCGCACCUCCUUGAAGAUGAUGGCGUAGCACAAGUAUAUGCGUUCAAUAGACGCGGCGCGCGAACGAUGGAGAAGCAGCGAAAGCGCUUUGUGGAGCGCGGCCUCGACGUAGGGCUCCUCGACUUGGCGAAGUUCAAGAUGGUGGAAUGCGAGCUGGAUGUUCCGGGAUUUGGAGUGGGGGAAGUUACAUUGUCGGAGAUCUUAGAAUCCGUCACCCACAUCAUGCACAACGCGUGGAAGGUCGACUGGGCCCUCACACUGCAGUCGUUUGAUCCCGAACUCAAGGCCGUCCGCAACCUUCUCGAGCUUGCAGCGAGGUCUCCGUAUGUCAAAGCACCUAAGGUCAUCAUCGUCAGCUCCAUAGGGAUACUUAGAGGCGCCCGUUUCGAGGGCUCCAUUCCAGAGGCCCCAGCUUCUGCAUCGUCGCCUCCAAUUGGGAUGGGCUAUGCAGAAGCGAAAUGGGUCGCUGAACAGAUGCUAUUCGACGCGAUGUCCAGUGCCGGCAUCUCAGGGACCGCUGUUCGCCUUGGUCAGAUCUGCGGAGACAAAAUGGGACAUUGGAACGAGAAGGAAUGGUUCCCGGCGAUGAUCAAGUCCAGUAUCGCCCUUAGAUGCCUCCCUGACCUGGGUGCGAUGCCCGUCGCCUUCAUCCCGAGCAAUCCCACCGCCCGCGCGUUUGCAGAAGCGCGCAACUCCCCCGCACCCGUCCUCCACCUCUCUCAUCCGCGGCCGGUACCAUGGAACGUCCUCAUGGCCCAAGUCGCGCAAGACCUAGACCUUCCCCUAGUCCCGCUCGCCGACUGGGUCACGGUGCUCGGAGACGAAGAACCCGUGAGAGACGCAGAAGAAGCGUCGCGCACGCUUCCAGCGCUCGCGCUGCUUCCCGUGUUCCGGCAGUGGGCCCACGAGCGCGGCGGGCCCGUGAGCGCACUGCCUAUCUCGACGAGGCUGGCGGAGGCCUCUGCGCCGACGUUGGCCGCGCUUCCGCAGCUCACGGCGGACGACGCGCGGGCCUGGGUGAGGGAGUGGAGGCGGUCCGGGUUCCUGGUGAGUGCUUUUUGGCAUUCAGAGUGUUAG